Molecule: messenger RNA, 2417 nt
Organism: Venturia canescens
Lineage: Eukaryota; Metazoa; Arthropoda; Insecta; Hymenoptera; Ichneumonidae
Exons: 9
Coding region: 60-2417 (785 amino acids)
Source: RefSeq, a predicted model, not a curated record
CGGACACGGUGAUACCCUUGAAUGAGUAGGCAACAUCCUCAAAUGAUAUCCGUCGCUACAUGAAGAUUUUAAAAAACUGCAUCAUAUGCAGUGGAACCGGCGUCCAAAGUGAAAGUCGAGAUCCGCGAUGCGUGGGUAUGAUCGAUUUGAAAAAACCGGGCGAUAAUCAGCGAAAAAACUGGAGAUGCGAGUUAUGUCAACAGAUUCGCGAGAGGGUACAGAGGAGGAAUCAACGACGCAGAAAAACAAUACUCAAGCGGGAACGAGCCCAGAAAAAAGCAGAUUUGACUCGAAGAAAAUUCAUUCGCCUGAAACGAAAGAUUAAAAAAUUGUAUGCUGAUGUCGCUGAUUUAAAGCGAUCGUGUUCAAGGAUUGAGAAGGAGACGCUUGAGAAGAACAUCGCCCUCCUACCGGAAACACAGAAACAAGCGGUGCGAACUUGUUUGGAGACGGUAAAGGUGGGAAAUCGAAAGGGCCGAAGAUAUGCCAUCGAAUGGAUGUACGAAUGUUUGUUGAUGCGCAUCAAGAAUAGUGGUCUAUACGACCACAUUCGGGAACGUGAGAUUCUGCCACUUCCAUGCAGAGAAACGUUGAGUCGGUACAUUCGGAGGAUAAGUUCGUCAGCGUAUGAAUUCCAAACUGCCAUUUUUGAGGGUAUGAAAAUGAAGGGCUCAUCUAUGGAGUCCAAUGAAAAACGAGGUACGCUGCUUGUCGAUGAGAUGAAAUUAAGUGAGGCCGUUUCUUUCAACAAGCAAACUUUGGAGUUUCAAGGUUUUGUUGAUCUCGGUCAAUAUACUCCAGAAGAAAAAAGAAUGACGCGUGCAGACCAUGCUUUGGUUUUCAUGUUUCAACCGUUCCGAGGAUCUUGGGUGCAGGUGCUUGGCAGCUACCUGACGAAAGAUUCAGUGACGAGUGCUAUAUUGCACAAACUUAUUCUGGAGUGCAUCUUGCUGUUAUCGAACUCCGGAUUUCAUGUUGACGCCGUCGUCACAGAUGGAGCACAAUGGAAUAGAGGCACCCCUGAUGGAAUCGUCCAAAAGAAGCACUGGGAAGCAUUAUUGAGAUAUGAGCAGAUGACCAAGCCCAGUUUAAAGAUCGCAUACCGCCUGACUCCGACUCAUUUAAAUCCGGCUGGAUUUCAAAGGAUGAACGUGCCUUUGGCUUUUCAGCUUUUCGAUUUGUCAGUUCGCGUGGCUAUGGAGGUGUAUCGAAACAAGCCGGAGUGCUCCGAUUUAGCUGAUUCUGAGGCAACGCAAAGGUUGUGCGAAAGAACAGGAAAACUCAUCGUAGCCAUGAUGUCACGGACGCCACAAGACGCUCUCCGUUGCUCGGGAGAUUGUCCUCAGAGGAAGGCGAUAAUUGAGUUCGACGCGUUCUUGAGGGAGUGGGACUCCAACACAACGAGUAAAGAGAUGCCCAUAUCCGCCAGUACCAUUUUUGGCUUCAAAGUGACUUUGGGUGCGACAUUAGAAAUUCUUGAAGUCCUUCAUAAAGAAGAUGGCUUAUUUCAGUUUUUAAUGACCGCUCGUUUGAAUCAAGAUGCAUUGGAGAGACACUUCGGAAUGGUGCGCGGAAGCUUGGGAGGGAACGAUCAUCCAGACCCUGAAUCGUUUUGUCGGUUGACCCGACUACUCGCUAGCUAUUCGCUAAUCAAACCGCCAAAAAAUUCCAACGUCAGCGGAACAGAACUGUUGGGAGUGUUGAUGCAGACGAAAGAUUCCUUGGCGGAUUCAAGAAAACCCCGUACUGAGUGGUUACAAAAACUCGACAGGAUGCUGGAGGAGGGUCAUGCGGAGGAUCCACCAACAGAAACGCACAAGCAAGAUCAUGAUUACGAAUUAUCUUUCUCCAUGAGUACAUGGAAGGAUAGCGUACAUGAUCAUACGUAUGACGUAACUCGUACGAGUUCUGAGGUGCAGGCCUAUCUCGCUGGCUUCGUAGCGCGCACAAUGUCCAAGAGGAUCAAGUGUGAGGAUUGCCUUCGAACGUUGAAAGCCAACAACUCCGAACCAGCUGAGUCGAGAGACGCCAUGAUCGAGCUCAUGGACCAGUACGGGGGUUUACUGCGUCCAACUGAGGAAUUGUUUCGACUCACGGAGAUAAUGGAGUCAACGGUUCUCGACGUAGUUGGGAAGUUCGGUGUAAAAAUCGAUACUCUCCAUAUAAUCCUGGACAGAUUGUCGGAACUGAAGGGUUUACCAAUGGUUGGAUGUGAGGAGCACCGGUUGGAGAUAACCCGAAGAGUCGUUGACUUUUAUCUCGUUAUGCGCGGUCAGUUCUUGGCAAAAUCGUUUAACGCAAAUAACAACGAAGCGCGCACCAAAACGAAGAGGCUCCGGAAACACGCAAAACUAUCGUAUUUUUGUGAUGCAAAUAGUUGCAUUAACAGUCCUUUUCAGGACUACCAAAAUAUUUGA